Brenthis ino (lesser marbled fritillary) is the source of this 969-nucleotide messenger RNA. The record is from the annotation of a GenBank genome assembly. NCBI's taxonomy places the organism in Eukaryota, Metazoa, Arthropoda, Insecta, Lepidoptera, Nymphalidae.
AUGUUUAAAGAGACCCAAGAAAAGAACAUACAAGUAGUAGCUGAAGAAUCAAAGAGUAUGAUUUUAAAUGAAUCCCAACUGAAAGAAAUACCAGAAUAUGUUUUAUCAAUUUAUUUAUUCAAUCCGUAUUCUGUUUUAAACUGCGUAGGAAUGACAAGCACAGUUAUCCAAAACUUAUUACUGGCUGUGUCUUUAUGGGGAGCAUCAAGUGGUCAGAGAGUACUUGCUUGUUUGUUCACUGCUCUUGCUACACAUCAAGCCUUGUAUCCUAUACUGAUGAUUGUACCAAUAUCUAUUUUAUUGGCAGACAUAAGUAAGGGAUGUAACAAAUGUUCUUAUAUUAGAACACUUCUUGUUUUCGUAUUGUGCUGGGGAUUCUUAAUAUAUAUAUCUGCAUUUAUUAUGGAUGGUUCAUAUAGUUAUAUCUAUAAUACAUAUGGAUUCAUAUUGACGGUGCCAGACUUGAAGCCCAAUAUUGGUCUAUUUUGGUACUUCUUUACAGAAAUGUUUGAACAUUUCAGAUUGCUAUUUGUAUGUGCAUUUCAAAUCAAUGCAUUAGCCCUAUAUGUUGUGCCAUUAACUCUUAGAUUUCACAAGGAACCUGUAUUACUGGCCACAGUUCUAAUUGCUCUCUCUACAAUAUUCCGAUCAUAUCCAUGUGUAGGAGAUGUUGGAUUCUAUUUGGCCCUUUUGCCUAUAUGGAAACAUUUGUUCUCAUUUAUGCAACAGAAAUUCAUUGUUGGUUGUGCCUUCAUAAUAACAUCAGCUCUUGGACCAACAGUUUGGCAUCUUUGGAUUUAUUCUGGUUCAGCCAACGCCAAUUUUUUCUUUGGAGUAACUCUCUCAUUUGCAACUGCCCAAAUAUUUCUUAUAACUGAUUUACUAUUUGCAUACAUAAAAAGAGAGUUUACAUUAAAGCAUGGUUCAUCACGCCAGAUUGAUGGGAAAUCAGCUAAAUUAGUAUUACGA